Molecule: messenger RNA, 1692 nt
Organism: Populus trichocarpa (black cottonwood)
Lineage: Eukaryota; Viridiplantae; Streptophyta; Magnoliopsida; Malpighiales; Salicaceae
Product: serine/threonine-protein kinase STY13
Exons: 6
Coding region: 258-1409 (383 amino acids)
Biological process (GO): protein phosphorylation
Cellular component (GO): plasma membrane
Molecular function (GO): ATP binding; protein kinase activity
Source: RefSeq, a predicted model, not a curated record
GUGUUACGACUAAUUCUUUAGUCUUCGAUAGCUCACUAGAUUGCCAUAAUUACAAUUUACAAGAACAACAACGUCGUCGUCGUCGUCGUCAUCAGUAUCACAAAUUUAGCAUAUCCUUAUACCGCCCUUGAAAUUCUAAAGAACAAAACCCCACGCAGGUCCGCAGGUAGUUACGGUUUGUCUCUGUCCCGGUUUGCGCCCGCACGCACUUCAAAGUUUUCUUUUGGUCUAUCUAAGUCCAGAAAUAGAAGAGAGAGAUGAAGGACCAGAAGAGUGAGAGCGAUGGUGGGUAUGUGAGAGCAGAUCAAAUAGAUCUCAAGAGCUUGGACGAGCAACUGCAAAGGCAUUUGAGUAGGGCAUGGACUAUGGAAAAAAACAAAAACAAGAAAGAUGGAGAUCAAGGAGAAGGAGAUAUUGAAGAAACCCCAAGACUCGCCAAUAACAAUAACAGUACCACCAUAGCAAGACAAGAAUGGGAGAUUGACCCCUCCAAGCUCAUCAUCAAAAGUGUUAUAGCUCGCGGCACCUUUGGCACCGUUCACCGUGGCAUUUAUGAUGGCCAAGAUGUUGCUGUUAAGCUUCUCGACUGGGGGGAGGAAGGCCACCGGUCAGAUGCCGAGAUAGCUUCUCUUAGAGCAGCUUUUACGCAAGAAGUUGUCGUUUGGCACAAGCUUGAUCAUCCCAACGUGACUAAGUUUAUUGGAGCUACAAUCGGCUCAUCAGAGUUAAACAUACAAACAGAGAAUGGUCACAUUGGCAUGCCAAGUAAUAUUUGCUGUGUUGUUGUCGAAUAUUGCCCUGGGGGUGCUUUGAAAUCUUACCUCAUAAAGAAUUGGAGAAGGAAGCUUGCUUUCAAAGUGGUUAUUCAAAUGGCACUAGAUCUUGCACGAGGGUUGAGCUAUCUCCACUCAAAGAAGAUUGUCCAUAGAGAUGUUAAAACUGAAAACAUGCUUCUGGAUAAGACACGUACAGUGAAGAUAGCUGACUUUGGAGUUGCUCGCCUUGAGGCAUCAAAUCCUAAUGAAAUGACCGGCGAGACCGGAACCCUUGGGUACAUGGCACCAGAGGUUCUCAAUGGCAAUCCAUAUAAUAGAAAGUGUGAUGUGUACAGUUUUAGUAUCUGUCUGUGGGAGAUAUACUGCUGUGACAUGCCAUAUCCCGAUCUCAGCUUCUCAGAAGUGACAUCUGCUGUUGUUCGACAGAAUCUAAGGCCAGAAAUUCCUCGCUGUUGCCCGAGCGCUCUUGGAAAUGUAAUGAAGAGAUGCUGGGAUGCUAAUCCGGACAAACGGCCAGAGAUGGAAGAGGUUGUCUCCAUGUUAGAGGCAAUUGACACGUCCAAGGGUGGAGGUAUGAUUCCUUCUGAUCAGCCUCAAGGUUGUCUCUGUUUUCGCAGGUAUCGAGGGCCGUGAAAGACUUCCUCCAUGAAUUAAACAUCAUCAGGAUAUCGACAGUGAAUCCUAUUGACCACUUCGCCUCUUGUUUUAUUCAAGACACUGGCUUUAAAGAGCUGGGGGUGUAGUCUGCAGAGGCUAUAUGCUAAAGAGGAGCUCUGCGAUCCCUGUCUUUCUUGGACAAUGGAUUCUGUUUUAUUUCUUAAAAGUCACACCUCAGUUCUUGCUUUGUUUUAUGUAAUUGAUUGAACAUUAAUAUAAUGGAUGGGCCCUGUACACCUGUGGUUUUUUUUUAAGCAAA